AUGUCCUGAAACGAUACUGAACAAUUAACAAAAUCUCUUUGAUAGCAAAGAGUAAAAGUGUAAAAAGCAUUUACGUGGAACUGAAAAUACUGACAACGAACAUUUCGUUGGAAAUACAGAACAGUAUUAUGUACUUUCAAGAUUAUAAUAAUCUGCAAGAUUAUUGAUACAUCGAAUAAAUCACGAUAUCUCAAGUGAUACUUUAUGUAAAUUUAAUUAUCGUGUAAACUAUCUCGAGCGAUUAUUUGUUCGAAUGUUAACAAUUUUUUUAUCGUAUUGGAAUAAAAGUUGACAAAGUUUUACAACGAACGGCCUAAAAACGGCAACACGCGACGAGAAAAUACAUGCUCAACGUCAUCCAACAUAUUUGGAUCCAUUAUUAGUGACUAAUAGGCAGCAAAACAUGUUGAGUCAAAAAUUAAGUAACAGGAGGAUAGUUGUUGACUUCCUUGCACUCAUGUUUGGUUUGGGUGCAUGGAUCGGCGUAAAUGGUAUAUAUGUACAACUUCCUUUACUAGUAAAUAAAGCUCCAGAAGGAUGGCGUCUUCCAGCACAUAUGGUUAUGCUAGUACAAUUUGCUAACUUGGGACCAAUACUUUAUACCUUAUACAUAAAAUAUAGUAAAUGGGCAUGCGAGAAGUACAUUAUAUAUGUACUAUUAGCAGCAGGAGCAUUAUCCACGAUUAUAUUAGCUUUCAUUUACGAUAAGACAUCAGUAAUAUUUGGCAAUGAGCAUUCCACUGCUCUAUUGUCAUUGAUGUUUGUAACUGCCACUGUUGGAUGUACGAGUUCAGUUCUUUUCAUGCCUUACAUGAGGAACUAUAGAGAAAUUUAUUUGGUGUCCUAUCUUGUAGGAGAAGGACUCAGUGGAUUUGUGCCAAGUGUGGUGGCAUUAAUCCAGGGUGUCGGUGGAAAUCCAGAAUGCAGAAAUGCUACUACAUCAGAGUCGACUAAAGUAGAGUCCGUACCUUACUAUCCAGAACCCAGGUUUUCGUGUGAAACAUUUUUCAUUUUCAUCGGUGCUUUGUUAUCCUUGUGUUAUCUGGCUUUCUUGGGAUUGAAUAAUCUGUCCAUCGCUGUUGGAGAGCGUGUGAAACAUCCAGGAAGUAUGGAAACGUUACCAACAGAUACAAGGGCACCUCCUAGUUAUAAAACAAAUUCUGGUUGGACAAUGUCUAAACAGGUGUAUUCCUACUUAUUAAUUAUGAUGGCAAUUGUUUGUUUCCUAGGCAAUGGUACAUUACCAAGUAUUCAGUCAUAUUCUUGUUUACCAUAUGGAAAUAUUGCAUAUCAUUUAACUGUAACAUUGUCAUCAAUGGCUGGUCCAUUGGCAAUGUGCUUAGGUUUUUUUAUUAAAAUACCAAAAGUGAAUUUUCUCACUGGUCUCCUAGGAAUUGUAGUAGUGCUUUCUGGAUUUGUAUUUUUCCUAGCUGUUGAAUCACCUGCUCCACCUUUACAACAUAGUUGGGUAGGAGAAUUGUUAGUAGUUUUGUCUUGGAUAUUGAUUAAUGGUUUAAUAGGUUUCAUAAAAUUGGGUAUUACAACACUGUUCAGACCUGAUCCUGGCAGAGGUUUGUAUUAUACCGGUGUUGCAACUCAAAUUGGAUCACUGAUUGGAGCAGUAGUUACGUUCGUCCUAGUGAAUCAUACAAAACUAUUUCAGUCUUAUUCUCCUUGUUCAUCAACUCCAUAUUAACGGUUCAUACAGAAUUCAAAUAGCUCUGUUUGUACCUAUAAUAGAAUUUUAAUAGAAAAGAUGAAAUAUUAAUAUAUUUUUAGUUGGAAUUAUCAAUGGCUAUUAUCAAAAUAGCAGAGGUUAAGUAUUUGUAAAUGAUAAGAUGCAAGGAAGUAAUUUACUUAGAUAAAGAUCAUUGUAGCUUUUAUAAAGUAAUAUUCUAUAAAAGACAGCACAUAGAUCUUUGUAAAACUGCAAGAAAUCUAUAGUAGAAACAAAAUAUUUUUCUGAACAUAAGUGAGAUAAAUACAAUGCAUUUUUACUUAGAUUGUUAAAUGUUUGUGAUUCAGGUGAAUGUAUAAGACACAAAUGUACUUAAACAACUUUAUAUAGAUAUUAUGAGCAUAUUUAGAUAUUAUGUACAUAAUAGAGGGUUAUAUUCUC
This is a messenger RNA of Megachile rotundata (alfalfa leafcutting bee), 2119 nucleotides long. Its product is annotated as solute carrier family 52, riboflavin transporter, member 3-A. Gene Ontology annotation, biological process: riboflavin transport. Lineage: Eukaryota; Metazoa; Arthropoda; Insecta; Hymenoptera; Megachilidae. The record is from RefSeq and is a predicted model, not a curated record. Gene Ontology annotation, molecular function: riboflavin transmembrane transporter activity. Gene Ontology annotation, cellular component: plasma membrane.